Molecule: messenger RNA, 3734 nt
Organism: Neolamprologus brichardi
Lineage: Eukaryota; Metazoa; Chordata; Actinopteri; Cichliformes; Cichlidae
Source: RefSeq, a predicted model, not a curated record
CCCACACCAGACUGGCACGCUCUCAUCUCGCGUCUCUCUCUCUCUCUCUUCCUGCCUCUCAAUUGGUCCGCGCUCCGUGUCUGCUGAGGCUGAGGAGGGAGGGAUGAUCGUUGAGGCGCACUGACUUUCAGAUGGAUUUCAGAUGCGAAAGCUCGCACAUGCUCUCCAACCUCCCCCAUCAACACAUAAAGCAGCUCGGUCUGGGAACGGAGCUUCCGAAUAGUUAAACGACAGGAUAUGCAACUGAGACCAAAGGUAACCAGUUUGGUCGAGCGUUUCGGGUUUGUUACAGUUUUGUUUAAAUCUCGGAAAAAGUGGGUAAACCUUUGAUCAUGUGAAUAAAAGAAAGGGGGGGGAAAGAAAGAGAAAGAAACGAGCGAAGAGCCUGGAUAACAGCUGUAGAGCGAACAUAUCCCAGCAGAGGAUGGCGAGAACACUUGCUGAGACGGAAUAAAAGACCUUUUCCGAUGUAGUGACAGCGGAUCUCGUCCGAAAACAACGCGCAAAGAGGCGCUGGGAUUCCCUUUGUCCCCACGUGUGGAUGCGCUGUGAAGAAGGUUUGCACGGGAAGCUGCUGUGUUUGGACAGCACGAGAGAUACUUACGGAAAGAUGAGGAAGAGCAGGAGUGUCCUCACAGUCUCUCCCAACAAUGACAGCAAAGAGCCUCCGGACUGCUGCCUCAGUGAGUCUUUCACUUCCCCUUCCUGCACUCUUGGAGUCGACCUGCGCCGAGGACGACGGCGUUUCUCGGGCAACCUGCAGCUGCCCCCGCUGUCGUGGCGUCAGGGGGAGAGGUCGCGGACGCCUGACGGAGAGAUCAUGACGAGGCCGACGUCCCUGCCGUUCGGAGCUCCUCCCAGGAUAGACAUCACACCGGUGGAUCCUGAAUGCUUCGAUGUGGAGAAUGGACCCUCUUCUAGCUGCAGCCCCUUGGACCCUCAGGCCUCUCCUGGCUCCGGUCUGGUCCUCCACACCAACUUCCCAGGUCACAACCAGCGGCGAGAGUCCUUCCUCUAUCGCUCAGACAGCGACUAUGAACUGUCCCCCAAGUCCAUGUCACGAAACUCCUCCAUCGCCUCUGAACUACAUGGUGAUGACCUGAUCGUAACACCUUUUGCUCAGGUAAAUAUCCCGUUAUCUAGUUGCAUGCACACAUUUAUUUUUCUGACAAACUUGAAUAGUUCACUGGAUUUUAAGCGCUCUCCUGCAGCAACAACUCAGCCUCCAGUCACCAGAGUUUGUCUCCCGGAUGACGCGUACCAGAAACUGGCCAUGGAGACAAUGGAGGAGUUGGAGUGGUGUUUGGACCAGCUGGAGACCAUCCAGACCUACCGCUCUGUCAGCGACAUGGCCUCCACCAAGUUCAAGAGAAUGUUGAAUCGGGAGUUGACGCACCUAUCCGAGAUGAGUCGGUCUGGGAACCAGGUUUCCGAAUUCAUCUCCAACACCUUCCUAGACAAACAAAAUGAGGUGGAGAUCCCAUCGCCAACAUCCAAGACACGGGAGAAGAAGAAGCAGCAGAAGCAGCAGCUGAUGACACAGAUCAGCGGGGUCAAGAAGGUCUCCCACGGGCCCUCGCUCUCCAGCAGCAGCAUCGCGCGCUUCGGGGUCAAGACUGAUAAGGAGGAGCUGCUGUCCAAGGAGCUGGAGGACCUCAACAAGUGGGGCCUGAACAUCUUCUCGGUUUCAGAGUUCUCCAACAACCGACCUCUCACCUGCAUCAUGUACGCCAUCUUCCAGGAGCGAGACCUUCUAAAGACAUUUAAGAUCCCGGCAGAUACAUUUGUGGCCUACAUGAUGACAUUAGAAGAUCACUACCAUUCAGAUGUGGCCUACCACAACAGCCUGCACGCUGCUGACGUAGCACAGUCCACACACAUCCUCCUGUCAACUCCAGCCCUGGAUGUAAGUCUUUCUGAAAGCGAUGUCUUAAAGUCCGACUUGAACUGGAGGUUUGGUGAUACCGAUCAUUACUCUAUUCAAGCUCGAGUAGCUGAAAAGAGCCAGGUGGGCUUCAUCGACUACAUCGUGCACCCUCUGUGGGAGACCUGGGCCGACCUGGUCCACCCCGAUGCUCAGGACAUUCUGGACACGCUGGAGGACAACAGGAACUGGUACCAGAGCAUGAUUCCCCAAAGUCCGUCUCCGCCCUUCUACGACCAGAGCACACACGGACACAGCGGAGGCACCGGAGGGCCGGGGGGCGGGGAGAAGUUUCAAUUUGAGCUGACCUUAGAGGAGGAGGACUUGGACGGGAUGGAAAAAGACGGCGACGCGGAGGAAGACGAAGAGGAGGAAGAGCUGGAUGAGGAGGAGGAGGAGGAGGACAGUCUAGGAGAUUCGCGUUCUCCUCCGCUGGACUAUUUGGACGGUCAGGAGAAUGACAAGGAAGGCAUGAUCGAGCCCACGACGGCGAUAGAGAUCGUGACGCACGAGGCUUCGCCCACAGACACAUAGGGCUUCCAGCAUCAGGUUCACUCGGUGAUUUGAACGGCGGGUGUUUUUUUUGGAAAAAGAGGGGAAAAUCCUCUCGGAGCUGUCCUUUUUAAAAAGCCCACAGAGGCAAGGGCUUAGUUUUGCCCCGCGCAGUGGCAUGUUGCACUUGGGUGUUUGAAGCCAGGCACGGACGGACGGUUUCAGCGAAGCGGCUUCAGAGUUCUCAGGAAAUAAUUCACGCGAACAAUUGAGUCUUGAUGGAAAAGCAAGACUGACGGUGGGACUUGAAGGAUUUCAGCCAGUUUGGAAAAUGGUUACUUUUCUUUUCUGGACUGGCAUUAAAUGGACACUGACACUACUGAGAGAAGUUUUGUACCUUGAGACUUUUUUACCGAUACACGAUAUGAUCUAGAAGUAGCAUAGAGUGAGAUCUACUGAUGGAGACACAUUUGUAUAGCAAGAGGAAGUGUUUACUUUUUUCCUGUACCAUUUGUCAAAGGACUUGUGUGCCUUUUUUACUAUUGUCUUUAUAAUAGUUUUUUAUUUAUUGAACACUCUAGUAUGUCUGUGAAAUGUUUUUUUGUUUCUUUGUUUUGUUUCUUAACUGAAUAGAGCAAUUUUUUUUUUGUAUAUUGAAAAAAGUCUUCCAUGUAUUGGGCAAUAGAGAAACAAAUGUCGACAAACAACUUUUGGACAAAUUCAUCUAAACGAGAAAACAUUUCAGCACAAGUUCCUUCUUUACACGUGGAAUUCAAAUCCACGGUUCACGCCGCAGGUUUAGCUUCUUGCUUUCUGGAUCACAUGUCAGUCGAUGAAUGUCACAGUUGCACACAAAUACAACACCUCUCGUUCUUGUUCAACAGCUUUUCUUUUAGUUUUUAAUGGCCUGCAGACCAUUGCACUUCCUGCUGUUUCAAACCAACUCUCCACUUUUAAUGCAAAAGUAAAGUGUAAACUAUUUGGGGCAUUGGAGUUAGACACUUUUGUCUGUUCAUUUUGGUGUGAAACAGGCGUUACCCACGUUCAAACCCUCAUUGCCAGAUAAAAUAGGCAGAAACCCGAGCAAACAGGCCCUUACGUCAAGCUGCUCAGAUCUGCGAUGAAAAGAAAUCUGCUCAGGAUAAAAUGCGCAACAGCGAUGAGUCUAUUUUUAGCCCACAGGUAUGCUACAGUCGUAAUAAUCCUGUUAGUUGAAAUGGGUUCUGACCACAGAACUGAUGUAACCCCCCGCCUCUUUGCAAUCAGGCCCAGACCAGAUGAUUAAAGGUGCUCUUGCAGCUGCCUGUCUGAAAGGCGC